CUCAUGGACCAUCAAAUCGACACCUUAUUGGAGCUUACCAGAGCUCGCCAAGGGAAGAUGGCUCCAGCUCGUGUCAGCGAGCUCCAGACAAAAGCAGAUACCUGGAGAGCACGAAUCAGAGAUUUGUACUCCAACCUACUCUUUGAAGAUCAUGUAUCCAUAUAUUCCGAGAGUUUAAGAGUUGAAUUUUACAAACCAAGUAUUUCCACCGGCAUUAGAUUAAGCGUUGGAGACUUUGAAAAUCUUAUUGUGUUUGAGUUCUCCAACAACAAGUUUGAUUUGGCAAACAAAUGGUUCGAUAGAUUCGAUCAAGAGUUCAACAUGGACCAAUAUACCCCAAAAAUGUGGGACAUACGAUUCAAGAUUAACGGGGGGGAUCCGAGACUAUGGAAGGUAUACGAAAAUGAUGUGUUCAUAGUGAAUACAAACGUGGCCCAUAGUUACUAUAAAAGGAUGCCGUUGAGUCAGUUGUUGAACUCGUUUUUAAAGCAUAAUAAGCUUGAGUCUCAGAUUGAAAAUAUCAUUUUGUGUCUCGGGUACUACAGAAAAGUCGACAGCAUAUAUCAGUUGAUCCACGAGAUAUACGGAGUGGACGUUAGUGGAGAAAAAGUACCAAACAAAAUCAUUUCGGAUACCAAUAUCAGUAUUGGCGUUUUGAAUUCCAUUGUCAUUGCAUUAUCUUACAACCACCGGUAUUUCGAGUCGAUGAAAUUCAUCAAUGCAUUUCAAAGCCACGCUAGUGUAUACUUGGAGAGCCAAGAAGCUGGGUUCUUUUGGGGGAAUCUACUCAAAUGGACAGACUUGACCACCAAGUUCAAUAAGAAAAUGGUAUUGGACUAUUACAUUAAGAAUAUCAACCCCCAAGCCAAACAUUCGACACUCCCAGAUCUCAUGAAUGAUGUUAACUUUGAUUACGAAAGAUAUCUACAGUUUACCGAGGAUUUGAUACAGAAACGAGUGAAUAUCAUGAGGCAAAUCUGGUCUCUCUUUCAGAGUUCCAAUGGCAGAUUUUCAGUGGUUGCAUACAAAACUUACUGGAAUUUCCUUAAGAGGCUGGGCACUGAACAAGAAGUAUUUGAGUUUUUGGAGUUACUCAACAGCCAUAACUACCAGUUCUCUGUCACCAGAGGUUCAUUUAACUUCAAGUAUCUUGGUCUUAAUAACACCCUAUGGUCAAUACAAAGUUUGUACUACCAAGCCAUCAAGUGGAUGAUUGAAGCCAAGUUGAACAACCAGCUUGUGGGACAAGUACAACCUUUGAUCAAUGAAUGGUGCUUGGAUUAUCAGAUGAGAGCCGAAGCUACGCAGUUUUUCAAGACCAGAUUGCCCAAAUUGGCCAAAAAGAUCGAAGAAAAGAGAGAACAAGAAAUGAUUAAACAACGACAAGAUGAUGAACCUUUCUUAGAGCUAUUCUAGCAUCCACCAGUUUAAUUAGCUAGUUGAUAUAUAGAGGAUAAAUUUAUUUGGGGUAUAUCUU
Messenger RNA from Yamadazyma tenuis ATCC 10573, 1477 nucleotides. RefSeq lists its product as uncharacterized. Lineage: Eukaryota; Fungi; Ascomycota; Pichiomycetes; Serinales; Debaryomycetaceae. The record is from RefSeq and is a predicted model, not a curated record.